Petromyzon marinus (sea lamprey) is the source of this 1824-nucleotide messenger RNA. RefSeq lists its product as uncharacterized. Lineage: Eukaryota; Metazoa; Chordata; Hyperoartia; Petromyzontiformes; Petromyzontidae. The record is from RefSeq and is a predicted model, not a curated record. Gene Ontology annotation, biological process: nerve growth factor signaling pathway; positive regulation of peptidyl-serine phosphorylation; nerve development. Gene Ontology annotation, cellular component: axon; dendrite; synaptic vesicle. Gene Ontology annotation, molecular function: growth factor activity; nerve growth factor receptor binding.
GGCGCUGUGAUGAUCGGCUCCGUUCGACCUGGACCAGCAGCAAGUCGUCGACGUGACGAGAUGCGAACCCGGCUAUUUCUCCUCGCUGUCCUCGUUCUCCCCGUUGGCUCCUCUUCCUCCUCCUCCUCCUCCACCUCCUCCUCCUCCUCCAAGGAAAGUGACAACAUUGACCUUCAUCUCUCCGGAGGCCGGGUGAUCCCAUUCGGAGACUCCAGGAGGUCCUCGGUGCAGACAGAGAAGCCCGGCUUGGCGCUCAUAUUGGACCAAAGACACAAGUAUCAGAAAUGUUUGAGUCAACAAUUCGAUCAGCAGCAGCAGCAUCAGCAGCAUCAGCAGCAGUUGCCGAUGCCACAGCAAUCAGUGAAGCGACAUCAGCAACAAGCGCCGGUUAACGGGCAGCGAGAGCACCAGCUGAAGCAGCAGCAGCAGCAACUCUAUCAGCAGCGACAGCACGAGCGGAAACAGCAUCGAUUGAAGCAGGAGAAUCAGAACUUAAACCAGCAGCAGCAACAACAACAACAAUUAAAGCAACGGGGGGAGCGACAGCCGAAGCGGCAGCAGUGGCAGCUGCCGCAGCCUCUGAGGAGCAGCGAUCGAGGAGCCUCGCCCAGGCCUCGCAGGGUCGUUCUGUCCACUCGGGCCCCACGGGACUUGCGGCCACAGUCCUCGCUGGAGGGCCACGAGGAGGCAAAUGACAACGGGGAGGUAGAAAAACACCGGCAGGAGGAGGAGACAGGAGGGGAUGAAGACGUGGAGAUGCGGGGCCUGAUUGAGAAGGGCAACGAUGAAGAGGAUGAUGAUCGAGAAGAUGACACCGAGGACGGGUUGGACGAGGUCAAGGAGGCACAGCAUAAGGCGAUGGAAGAGGAGGAGGAGGAGGAGCCGGUGGCAGUGCUGGAUGAGGUGGACGGCCAGAAGACAACCAUAAAGGAUUUGGUAGACGAGGCAGCGGUGGACAAGAAGGCGGUGAGCAAGGAGGUAGACCAGGAAGAGGCUAACAAGGUGGUUGACACUAAUGCGCUGUUGGAGCAGGAGGGCGUGAUGUUUGACAAGGGCGGCAAGGAGGCGGCAGUGGCCCCGGGGGCAGGCGGGGAAACGAACCGCGGGGCGAGCGGCAAGGAGGCUGCGGACAGACAUUACGCAGCGGCCGAUCACGAGGAACCUGCAAAGAACAGCGGUGAGCCGGAGACCGAGAAAGUGCUGGGGCCAUUUGAACGCGAAGCCCUUUCGAACGCGCCGAGUACCCGACGAGCGAGCGGCAUGAGUAAGGGCAAUGCCAGGAGGAGAAGUCGGAGCGCCGCACCACAGCAACAGCAGAAGCAACAGAAGCAGCAGCAGCAGCCCCCACGACGUCCCCACCGAGGGGAGUACCCUGCCUGUGACAGCGAGAGCCGCUGGGUGUCCGAUCGCGACACGGCCUUCGACAUCACCGGGAUGCGAGUCCGUGUACUGGGAGAGCUGUCCUUAAGUUCUUCUUCUGCAUCAUCAUCAUCAUCAUCGUCGUCGUCGUCAUCAUCCCAGUCUUCUUCGACGUCGGUCAAGCAGUAUUUCUACGAGACGCGCUGCAAGCCGGCGGCGGCGGCGGGCGCGGCGCGGGCCGCCGGGAGUCGGACCAGAGAGGCGCCCUCCAGGUUCGCCUCCGGAACGGGGACCGGCGCCGCGUGCCGUGGAGCCGACGAGCUCCGUUGGAGGUCGCAGUGCAAGACGACGCAGUCGUUCGUGCGCGCGCUCACCGAGGACGCGCGUGGCCGCCUGGCGUGGAGGUGGAUCCGGCUGGACACGGCGUGCGUGUGCACGCUCACGCGGCGCUACGGAGGCGCGUGA